AUGUGGACGUUACUCCGCGUUUCAGGUAUGGCGUUUUAUUUGACAGAUUUCGAACGUUCCACAAAGUUUUUACUCAUUCUUAUCCUAUUACGUACACCUCAGUCAUCUUAUGCUCAAAUUGAUGGAAUCUACUGUGGUGAAGAAACCUGUUAUGAUGUUUUACAGGUUACCCGAGAUGAUGAUAAAAGUCGAAUUCGUAAAGCAUAUCAUGAAAUGGCAAGAAAACAUCAUCCAGAUAGACAGAAAACAUCGGAGGAUAAAAUAAAAGCGGAGGAACGCUUCCGUUUAAUCAAUACUGCCUAUGAGAUUCUUAGUGAUCCAGAACAACGAUCAGAAUACGAUUAUAUGCUUGAUAAUCCAGAUCAAAUGUACUACCAUUACUAUCAGUAUUAUCGACGUCGUGUUUCGACAAAAGUUGAUGUUCGAUUGGUAAUUGUUUCAAUUCUUCUCAUUAUAUCAUCUAUACAAUAUGCUGGUCAGUGGACAAGUUAUAAUCAUGCUCUAAGUUAUUUACUGAAAGAUCCAAAACAUCGUGCCAAAGCAAAACAGUUAGCUAUUGCUGAUGGUCGUUUAAAUAUAUCCAAAUAUGAAGUUGGCAGACGUUUAACACGUGAUGAACUGAAAGAACGUGAAGAACAACUACUUCGGAAUAUAUUAAAGGAGACUGUUGAACUUCGAGGUGAUUGUUGCCGACCCAGUCUAAAACGUGUUCUACUGGUUAGAAUAUUGUUUUUCCCCUGGACUUGUUAUAUAUGGUUACGUUGGAUGCUUUCUUGGGUUGUAAAGUAUUGGAUACUUCGUAGGGAAUAUGAUGAAGAGGCGCGGAUAUUUAUCACUAGACGUCGCUUAAAAAUAAGUGAAAGUGAAUGGGAUUAUGCAGGCGUAGAACAGCAAGCGAAGUAUUUAUCACAAAAACUUUGGAUUAGCGAGAAUUAUCAGAAAUUCCUUGCAGAUCAACAAGAAGCGAAUCGAAUUCGAGCAGCUGAAGAUACUGAUUUAAAACGUUAUAGACGAUACACAAAACGUGCUGGACCUGCCUCAGUGAAUCUUGAAGAUUUAUUUUAA
This is a messenger RNA of Schistosoma rodhaini, 1065 nucleotides long. The record is from the annotation of a GenBank genome assembly. NCBI's taxonomy places the organism in Eukaryota, Metazoa, Platyhelminthes, Trematoda, Strigeidida, Schistosomatidae.